AUGUAGCAACGAAUUCCUUCUUGCCCUUCACUUUUGUUUUCUUUACAACCUGUUCCCCUUUUGGAAAAGUUGCACUAAAGUGAUUAGACAUUUCUAUCCCAAAAAAAAUAAUAAAAUCAAAACUCACUACUUAGUUUUUUCUUUUUUUUUUCAAUUUAUUCAUAUUGAAAUUUGAUUAAAUUAAAUUUACACAUACAAAACUUAUUUCUAGGAGUGAUCCUUCUAAUAAGGUUUGGUCUACACUCAAGACUCGAAUAUAAGACCUCUAUUAAGGACGGAAGAAUUUCUACCAUCCCAACACAAUCAGUGUUAGUAUCCCAUCAGCUUCCUUAUUAAAAAACCUUUCUUUUACUUUAGUAAUUUCAUGGAUCCAAAGUAAGGAACAAAAAGUGUCUAAUUAGAUAUCAAGAACUCUUUUCUCUCAAUCUCCAUCUCUCUCAAUCUUUCAAAUUUCUUAAGAGAAGAAAAAGCUCAAGAAAAUCAAGAAUGGCAUUAAGUAGUAAUGUCAUAGGGUGCAUUAACUUUGUAGCCAUGCUUCUUUCAAUUCCAGUAAUUGGUGCUGGAAUUUGGCUAGCAAUGGAACCUGACAAUUCUUGUGUCAAGAUUCUACAAUGGCCAGUUAUUAUAUUGGGUGUUCUCAUUUUGGUUGUAGCACUUGCUGGUUUUAUCGGUGGAUUUUGGAGGAUUCCAGCACUAUUAAUUUUCUACCUCAUUGCUAUGCUUAUUCUAAUAAUUUUGCUAGCAUGUUUGGUAGUAUUUAUUUAUAUGGUUACUAUUAGAGGUUCUGGUCAUAUGGAACCAAGUAGGACAUAUUUGGAAUAUCAUCUUGAGGAUUAUUCUGGUUGGCUUAGAAGAAGAGUUCAAAGUCCAUUCAAGUGGGAUAGAAUUAGAAGUUGUCUUAGCUCUACAUCAAUGUGUGCUCAAUUGAAUCAGAGUUAUAAGAUGGCUCAAGAUUUCUUUAAUGCCCCUUUAACCCCUUUGCAGUCAGGGUGUUGUAAGCCGCCAACACAAUGUGGGUACACAUUUGUGAACCCAACAUAUUGGAUUAGUCCAAUUAACAAUGCAGCAGACAUGGAUUGCCUUAAUUGGAACAAUGACCAAACACAACUUUGCUACUCUUGUGAUUCUUGCAAAGCUGGAUUAUUGGCUAAUUUAAAGAAAGAAUGGAGAAGGGCUGAUAUUAUUCUGCUUAUAACUCUUGUUGGUUUGAUUUGGGUUUAUUUGAUUGGGUGUUGUGCUUUUAGAAAUGCUAAAACUGAAGAAAUAUUCCGCAAGUACAAGCAAGGUUAUGCUGAUACUUGAUUAGGUUAUAUUAUGAACAGCGACAGAUUCAAGAUCUUGACUCGUGAUGUGAUCAUAAUAUAAUAUAUGUAUGCUGCUUUAAUAUUUUUCAUUUUGUUAUUAGUAUACAUAUAUUGAAUCGAAAAUAGUGGGUUCAGCUGAACAUGCCCUAGA
Capsicum annuum is the source of this 1455-nucleotide messenger RNA. Its product is annotated as protein TORNADO 2. The transcript has 2 exons. The record is from RefSeq and is a predicted model, not a curated record. Gene Ontology annotation, biological process: auxin-activated signaling pathway. Bases 487 to 1302 code for a protein of 271 amino acids. Lineage: Eukaryota; Viridiplantae; Streptophyta; Magnoliopsida; Solanales; Solanaceae. Gene Ontology annotation, cellular component: plasmodesma; plasma membrane.